GAGUUUAGCACUUUAGAGAUAGAUUAGCCAUUGUUUUGUAUAGGCCUACUGUAGCCUACUUAGGCCAACCUUUGUGUAAAACGAUUGAUCUUUUAUCCAAAUAUUUUGGGCAAAUUAGUCUAGGCCUACCUAAUUGCCACAAAUCUUACAGUUGUAUUCAAGGCAUCGGUCACAUAGACAGGUAGAAAUCUGAAUGUCAAUGAUACACAUGCUCCUCACAGGCUAAUGAAUAAAAUGAUGAGUUGAAAAGUAGGCUAGCAACAGCUCAAUAGUAGCACGACAGCCCCACCACGCGACGGAUUAGACUCAGGUUAAAUAGUACACCCCGUUGUGAGCCACCGUUGCUUUCUAUUGCUAAUUUAAGAAUAAAAAAUAUAAAUUACAUAGGCGUGUACAACAUUGUUUGGGUGUAUUAGCAGCUUGUAAACGGGUUUCAUCUAUACGUUUUUGUUGUGGAACGAAAAAAAGAUCGCAUUCAUGCAAUCCUACAAACAGUUGCCAAUAGCAACAGCUGAAACUUUGUUGCACUCUCAGUGGGACAUAACAAGGACGAGUUGAAGGCUACUAAACAGCCGUUUUGAGUCACUUUUUAGGCUUUCGGUAUGGCAUCACCUCAAAGAAGUUCCAAAGAUCUGAAAACGAAGCUUACUGACACUAAACAGGACGUGGAAGAUGUGCACAGGGCAUUGGAGAAACUCCGGUGUCUUUCCAAAGAUGACAAGAGUGAGGCAGGGAUGCUGCGCUCCAGGAUAGAUGAGCAGUCAAGUUUAAUCUGUAUUUUGAAACAACGAGCUGACGAGAUGCUAUGUCGAUGUCAGGCUCUAGAAAGUAUAAAUUCAGAGUUGGAAGCCCAUAGAGCAGAUGUAUAUGCAGAGCUUGAGGGUGAAAGAAAGAAGUCGUCCUACUUAGAGAAAAGAUUCAUGGAUUUGGCAAGUAAUCAUCAAGCCAUGAUUAUUUUUAAGGACGAGUAUAAAACACAAAACACCAAACUUAGACAGGAAAACGAACAAAUUCGAGAGGAGAACAAUACACUUUUCUCUCAAGAGUUAGAAGAAAAAGAGGCAGUUAUUCUGAAGCUCACAACAGACAUGGACACACUUGUUGAGGAGCACAGAAUUCUUCAAAACAAGUAUCAGGACACAUGUGAUGGCAUUCAGGCAACCCAUCAGGAACUUACAGGACGUCAUCAGUCAAAGGAGACAUCUUUGUCUAACCAGUUACGUGACGUGCAAAGACAGCUAACUGAUGCGGCAGAUAUGUGCACAGAAUUAAACCAACAACUUCAAAAGGCAAGAGAGACUUACUCUUUGAAAGAGACGGAGAUGAAAGAAACAGUAGAAAGCCUAGUGAAGGAGAAGGACACAUUACUGAAUUUAUCCAUACAAAGAGGAAAGCAGAUACAGGACAAACAGGAAGAGGUCCUGCUGGUGGAGGCUAGGAGGAAGGAGGAGGAGAGCGGCAGGGUGGCAGCAGAGAAGCGGUUAGCACAAACACUAACAGUGGAGGUAAAAAAGGUAUUGGGACGUACAUUUCUAAGGUCAAACUCUCUCCCAUCAAGGUUUGAAAGGGAGGCAGCUUCCGUGACAGCAAAUCUCAAAGUGAAGGCUCUCCAGCACCGACUGGAUCAGUCUGUUCAAACGUGUAACCAGCUCAGAAAGGAUUUUGAAGCCUUUAAAGAGCACAGCAACGACAUGCUUACUAAGGAAAAAGACUUGAAUGCCAAGCUGCGUCACAUCAUCGGCUGAAGAUUGAUACCUCCUUAAAACAGUACCAGUUCAUUUCAAUAUAAAACAGCUAAAUAAAAUGAAACCAGUGCAAAGCUGGUAAUGCAUUUGGAAAACGAAAGAAAACGAAAGAUUCUAACAACAUGUUUUGCAUUUUAUUAAAUUCAAAUGAUUUACAGUAAGUUAAGUUUAGUACAUUUAUUUACAGGCAAAUAAGUUGAAGUAAAAAAAACUAUUUCGUACACCAAUUUACCCACAUCCAAGGACACUGGAACGCUGCGCUGGUCUCCUUCAGAGUACCCCGCUGGCCCAGCCUGUGAACACUUCAGCCACCAGGAGAGUC
This is a messenger RNA of Osmerus eperlanus (European smelt), 2067 nucleotides long. Its product is annotated as coiled-coil domain-containing protein 89. The record is from RefSeq and is a predicted model, not a curated record. NCBI's taxonomy places the organism in Eukaryota, Metazoa, Chordata, Actinopteri, Osmeriformes, Osmeridae. The transcript is spliced from 6 exons. Bases 603 to 1745 code for a protein of 380 amino acids.